AUGGAUAGAGGAAUAGAUCGUGGGUUAUUUCGUAAUGAUGGAUCUUCUAUGGGAAGGUUCAAAAACCUUCAAGAGGAGGAGAAGGGUGAACUGUCUGGGAAAUCUAGGUCAAGCUCGGUGUUUAUUACUCCCGAUCGAAAGACUGUCACUAGUAAACCAACUGUAGAUAAUAAGGCUAGUGGCUCUAAGAUAACAAGUGGAAAGCUUGCAUUCAGCUUGAAGCAAAAGUCAAAACUUGCUGCUCCCACUGUCAAGUUUGGUGAAGAUGAGGAUGAAGAUGAAGGGGAUGCUCGAAAAGUAGCAGAUGAUGGGCCGACAAAGCGGCCAAAAUUGGCACAGUUCAAUAAUGAAUCCGAUCAAUCAUCCAGACCCGUUGAUGUUGCACCACCUUCCCCAAGUGAUCCUACUGUGAAGAAUGUCGCAGACAAAUUAGCAAGCUUUGUUGCCAAGAAUGGGAGGCAGUUUGAGCAUGUAACACGGCAGAAAAACCCUGGAGAUACACCCUUCAAGUUUUUAUUUGAUGAAAGUUGCUCGGAUUACAAGUAUUAUGAAUAUCGACUUGGUGAAGAGCAGAAGGCUUUGGCCCAUACUACGGAUUCCCAGACGUCACGAAGUGGCGCUACAUCCACUAAGACUGUGGCUGACUCUCAGAGGUCACAACAUCAACACUUGAAGUAUCAAACUCCUGCCUCCGCUUUAUAUGACACCACAGAGAACUUAUCAUCUUCAGAGGCAUCAUCACAAACAGCAACUGGAAAAUAUGGUGAGCAAAGUGGUCCUCCCGGUUCAGACCCUAUAGCCAUGAUGGAAUACUAUAUGAAGAAGGCCGCACAGGAAGAGAAACGGAGGCCUCCAAAACACUCAAAGGAUGAGAUGCCCCCACCUGCUUCACUUCAUGCUCAUUCGAAGAAAGGGCACCACAUGGGCGAUUAUAUUCCUCCCGAAGAACUAGAAAAGUUUUUGGCCACCUGUAACGAUGUAUCUGCACAUAAGUUUGCAAAGGAAGCUGCCGAGAAAACAAAAAUCCAGGCUGAUAAUGUUGGCCACAAACUUCUAUCUAAAAUGGGUUGGAAAGAAGGGGAGGGCCUGGGGAGCUCGGGAAGUGGGAUUUCGGCUCCCAUUAUGGCAGGCGACGUGAAAAAGGAUCACUUGGGGGUGGGUGCGCAUGCACCAGGCGAGGUUACUCCCGAUGAUGACAUUUACGAGCAGUACAAAAAACGAAUGAUGCUCGGUUAUCGUCACCGGCCGAAUCCUUUGUUUGCAGUGCACUUUUCGGGCAGCUGCAUAGCCAUGGCUCGAUCAACCCCAGAAAUCGGGGGCCCAUUAACAAGCACACAAAGACAAGGUUGCCCAAGAGCCUUGACCGAGUCACAGCAAGACUCGGUUGGAGGACUCGGGCUGAAAGGAGACACAGCUGCCCGGCAAGGUAUGAGCUGGACGAGUGCCGAAAAAAACGUGCUCCCGCAUGGAUGA
Molecule: messenger RNA, 1473 nt
Organism: Striga hermonthica
Lineage: Eukaryota; Viridiplantae; Streptophyta; Magnoliopsida; Lamiales; Orobanchaceae
Source: the annotation of a GenBank genome assembly